This is a messenger RNA of Penicillium paradoxum, 543 nucleotides long. RefSeq lists its product as uncharacterized. Lineage: Eukaryota; Fungi; Ascomycota; Eurotiomycetes; Eurotiales; Aspergillaceae. Bases 1 to 543 code for a protein of 180 amino acids. The record is from RefSeq and is a predicted model, not a curated record. The transcript has 2 exons.
AUGUCGUUUGGCUUCUCGAUCGGAGACAUUGUUCUCUGCGGCCAAAUCACCUGUCGACUGUAUACUGCCGCAACCUCGGGCCGCCAAAAUGCACCCCGCGACUUGAGAGAAUUAGAAGAUGUGUUGCUAGGACUGACUUACUCUUUAAAUAAUGUACAACGGGUUUCGCAGCGUAUCUUGUGCCGAGGUUCCAGCCCCCUGGACUAUGACGCCGACGUCGGGCAGCAAUUAGGGUUCAUGAUCCGCUCGUGCCUCCACACUCUUCAGCUCCUGGAGAACGCCACAGACAAGUACCGAGCAACCGCUAUACCGUCUUUGGCAUGGCAGGAUGAGCACCGUGUCAAUUUUGUUUCGUCCCAGAAAUGGACCACGCAGGUCAAAUUACAAUGGCGUCGAAUCAUGUGGGAUUUCAGGGGCGAGUCAUUGACCCAAUACCGCCGGAAGCUUGAGUCGCAUACCUCUGCCAUCAACCUUCUCUUGAGUCUACCGCCGACCGUAUCGAACAAAACGGCCUCCAUCAGUGUCGACAAAUGGAGGAACUAG